Messenger RNA from Dendroctonus ponderosae (mountain pine beetle), 955 nucleotides. RefSeq names its product 40S ribosomal protein S6. The record is from RefSeq and is a predicted model, not a curated record. Gene Ontology annotation, molecular function: structural constituent of ribosome. Gene Ontology annotation, biological process: translation. Bases 138 to 878 code for a protein of 246 amino acids. The transcript has a single exon. NCBI's taxonomy places the organism in Eukaryota, Metazoa, Arthropoda, Insecta, Coleoptera, Curculionidae. Gene Ontology annotation, cellular component: ribosome.
CUUUUGGGUUGGUAACGCUGGUUUGGCAGGUUAGUUUGGUUCAUAGACCGCUUUGGUUUUUUUGGUUAAAUCAUGGAGUUGGGCUGUCCAUGUGGUUUUUAACUACCAUUUGAUUGUGAGUUUUUCUGUAGUUAAAGAUGAAACUGAACGUAUCGUAUCCUGCUACAGGAUGUCAGAAGCUUUUCGAAGUAGUAGAUGAACAUAAAAUUCGUAUCUUCUACGAAAAGCGUAUGGGACAAGAGGUGGAAGCUGACCCAUUAGGCGAUGAAUGGAAAGGCUAUGUCCUAAAGAUCUCUGGGGGAAACGACAAGCAAGGUUUCCCCAUGAAACAGGGGGUCCUCACGAACAGUCGUGUCCGAUUGUUGUUGUCGACAGGGCACUCAUGCUACAGACCCAGACGACAAGGUGAGCGCAAAAGGAAAUCAGUCCGUGGAUGCAUUGUGGACGGCAAUUUGGCCGUGAUCGCCCUGGUUGUGGUACGUAAAGGGGAGCAGGAAAUCCCUGGACUCACCGACACCACGGUGCCCCGUCGACUUGGGCCGAAACGAGCCUCCCAUAUUCGUAAGCUGUUCAACUUGAACAAGGACGACGAUGUAAGACAAUACGUUGUCAAGCGCCCACUUCCAUUGAAGGAGGGCAAGAAGCAGCGCUACAAGGCUCCCAAGAUUCAGCGUUUGGUGACUCCGGUGGUUGUGCAGAGGAAGCGUCAUCGUUUGGCCCUGAAGAAGAAGAGGUGCCUCAAACGCAAGGAGGAAGCUGAUAACUAUGCCAAGUUAUUGGCACAGCGGAAGAAGGAAUCCAAAGCGAAGAAAGAGGAGGCCAAAAGGCGCCGUUCGGCCAGCACCAGGGACAGCCGUUCGAGCAUUAAUAGCAAAUAAAGUGCAUAAUACAGUUUGUGGACAUUUCAACAGCACAACUCGUUGUACUUUCCUCAAAUAAAACAACCAAACACGAA